AUGGGGACUGAAAGCAUGUCUCUGCGCGGGCGCAUGCGGCAGUCCCACCUGAGACAGGUGAGUGCUGCGAGCUUGGAGACCAUCUCGACCAUACGCUCUCUGGACGCAUCCCAACGCGAACAUGGUCCCACGCCGAAUGAGCGCACCGUCCGGGUGUCCUCCAGCUUGGCCCGGCAUCAAUGCACCCUGUGGGUUCACGAUGAGAUGUUUGCGCGCGAAGAGAUUCUCCUGAAUCCAUCGGCCUUUGGCGAAACGGGAGUUCAGGUCGGCGAUGUGGUAGAGAUUCUACCCGUACGCGCGGCUGGAGAUGCGGCCCACUCCGCACUAAAGCCCGAUGCAGCCGUCAAGGCCGGUCGCGAGUUACACGGGGAUAUCAACCCGUCAUCGCAAGCAGAAAACACUUCGAAGUUUAAGACACCGUUGCAAAACCGUUGCUUGUUCGUGGUCAAGCCCCUCCCGCAGGAUAUCAAGACACGCCAUCCGAGAUUGGAGAUCUCCGUGACCAACAGCGUGGCCAAUAUCUUUGGCUUCAAAAACAGGACACAGGUUCUGCUGUCGAUAGUCAAUCGGGAGCAAUGCGCUGCGUCACACGUGGAUAUUUCCUUUCGUGAUCAGUACAUGGUUCGAUCCGACAUGUGGAGGAUGGUCAUGUCGGAACUUGUCGACAAGAUCAUUUACAAGGGUCAGAAAAUCACGUUCAUGGGGAGUGUCAAGGCCACUAUCAAAAACAUCUUUAUUCGGGAGAAGAAGGUCCUGUCCGGGUAUUUUUCAACAAACACCAUCCCCGUGUUCCGAAGCGAGUCGGCUAAAUAUGUGCUCUUUAUUCAAAUGUCAAGAGAGAUGUGGGAUUUCGACUCCGAGGGGUCUGGAGAUAUCCUCUUCAGUCGGGUCAUCAACGGCUUCUUGCCGGAGCUCUUCAAACGAUGGGCCAGUUCCGAUGCAAAGCAUUUGGUUACUAUUGUGCUUUUCACCCGGGUCGAGUACGAUGCAUCUAUCCAUUCAAGCCUGGCCAAGCUUAAUGCCGGAACUUCGAACAAUACCUCAGGCCCAAACAACGUUCCAACACGGGAUUUCUAUCGUGUUGUAGUGAACGACAUGGCCAGUGGCCACUGGACUACGAUUUUGGACGAGCUGAAGAAGAAUUUUCGAACUUUUCUUCGGGAUGUCUCAAUUCUGAAAACAGAUGAUCUGGAUGCUGCAGCUGGGAGUGGAGUCAAGAUUCCUUCCAAACCUCAUACUGCAACUAUCGCCGGACGACCCAGCACAGCUCUUCGCGGCAAUAUCCUAGAGGCCAUCCACCUUGCUUCUGCUCAUUUGGCCUUUGACCACAUCGAUCGAGACAUGGUCCACACGGGCACGUCCAUCAUCGUCAUUACCCCAGGGAGUGGCGUGUUUGAAGUCUCCUAUGAGUCCCUAGCCUCGACGACAGAAGCGCUGGCAAACCGUGGAAUAGCCAUCGACUUGGUCUGCUUGAGUCCUAUGCCCCUUCAUUCAGUACCUCUGUUCAAGUACCGAGAACCCGUGGAACGACAGUCAGGUAACAUGACAGGCACGUCUCAUACCCCCAAAGGCAACAUGUCGCCAGAGGUGCACCAUUCAAUAUCAAGUCUUGUCAGCAGAUCUUCCUAUCUCUCUCCGAGCUCUUACCUCUCCACCAUGAGAAUGCGAGAACAAGGAAGUGCCCGAUCGAGGGAUUGGAACUACGGUAUUCCUCACUGGCUUGACAUCUCCUACUGGAACCCCGAAACGUACCGAGAAGCGCGACGAAUUCUAAAGAACGACCCCAACGCACCAAUUCCGUUUACCGUCACUCGGCCAUCUAAAGCCUUUACUCCGCGUGUUCGUAUGUACGAGAUCCAGAUGAUGGGAGUCAUGGAGAGUGAGCAAUCGAACAUCUCCGUUCCCUACCUCCUUGAAGGACGCGACAUGUCACGUCUUCGUGGAUCCUGGCCUGGGCCUAGCCCGAUCGUCCGCGCCCCUCCCAGAACUCGAUUCGCCCCUUCGUCGCUAAAGGCCCAAUACAGUGAUAGCCUUCGGCCGGAGCCAUUCCUCGAAAAUAUUACCGACCAGAACGAAAUCAAGGCCAAUGAACAGCCAAAGUCACGCAAAUCCGUGAUGACAUGGAUGGAUCAGUAUGAUGAUAACAUCUUCUCCGUAAGACCGAAGCAUCGUCAACUUCAAAAGCCCAAAUCCAAACGUUUGAGUGAGCCCGAGGUUCAAGCUGCCGGGGCACAUGAACGGAUAUCUGCACGAUCAAUAUUGCGCUUGCGAGAGCAAGAAAUGGGCGUGAAUGAACACAACCAGUCUUUGCGUCCACGCAGACUUGAUGGGUCGAUAUCCACCUCUAAAAGCCCUGUCAUUGUCUCUUCGAACAGUCCGUCGCCGGGCAAGCCCGCAUUGAAACCCACGGCGGCCCCAAAGAGCUCGAGGAUUUCAAGGACAAUCAGCUUCGCACUGCGUGGCUUGAGUGCUACUCCUCCUCGGGCUCAAGCAAGCACAGGCGUCCAUGUUGAGCAUGCCAACGCACUGCCAAUGUCAAACCAGCGGGCACCUGGUGGGACGUUCUCUGACACAAAGAGCAUUACCUCUCUGAGCCUUUCAGAAUCCACAUCCACCCCUACCAUCGUUGAUCCGUCGUCAAGACCAUCCACUCCUCCCAAAAUGCAUUCCGAUUCCAAGGUGACACCUUCGAAACCAAUCUCUAUCAAAGCUCCACUCAAAAAAUCGGAGACUGCGGAACAGCCUGAGCGGGACGGGGCCCAAGGCUCGCUCCCCACAUCCACAGCCGAGGUACCAUUCAAUGAGGAAGGCCGUGAAGAAGGGCCAGGCCGGCCCAAUGACCACAAGAUCGAAAUCACGCUCAACCAUGGCUCCCGUGACGCGUCCGUGAGAAGCUCACCAAGCAAAGCGUUGUCCCCAUGGGUUCGAUCUGUCAACCCUUGUAAUACUCCGAAGGAUGUAUUGCGCAAUACCAGCUGGUUUGGUCGUUGGCAGCAUGCAUAUCCACGCCCUCCCCAUGUCGCUGUGGUCAAGUGGAAGAGCCUUAAGUCGCCUGCAGUUCUUCCCUUGACGACAGAGGAGUUCCCCACACCCGGUGAGCUUGCCUCUGAUUACCUGCAAACACCAUACCGUGUCUUUCCAAAUGACGAUGCGGAUGGGUACGAAUCACCCAAGUCACGCGGGACUCUUCUGCGCGAGAUGAUCUCACUUCGAUUGUCCCAUGGUUUCCAGAUCGUCAUUGGAAAGACUGUUGCUGAAGUCUCGUCUCAACCCACACUUGAGUCAUUGAAUGUCUUCGACACCCGGGGACUCGAACGUGAUGGUGUCACUGUCUUCCUCUCCAAAGGAAACGCCAUUCACCGUCUUAUCUGCAUACACGGGGGAGAAAUCGAGGUGACUCGGUUCACACAUCAAACAACUGCCGCGCUCGCAUCUUCCAAGAGGGUCAACUUCACUCUCUAUCAGCCGGCUAUGAGGACAAUUCUCAAUCCGGAGUACGAAAUGAAAGAAAUUAAACUGGAUCCCACUGCCGAGGAAUACAACUGGAACUACGCCGACAAUUACGUGGCUGGUCACAGGGAUUAUUUACACAACCCAGCACAGCAGCUACAUUUCUGGCGAAUUCGAUACGUGUUGAUUCCAAUGCAACUUCAUUCCAACUCACGGCGGCAUCUGCAGUCCUAUAAUGAGGAUAAUGAAGAGGAGAUCCAUCUGCUGGGUAUCAGCCAGCUGACCCAUAUCUGGCAACGUCACAAGUACGUGUCGCCGGAGGAGAAGCGUUUCGACUCGUCGACAAAGAAGCGAGAUCAGAACCCGCUCAAUAUAAUUUAUCAGACGCGCAACCCAUCCGAGGUUGUCGCGGCGGAACUUGACCGGGUGCUACUCACCGACCCAAGACUCGACAAUCUACCGGCUCAGCUGUUACCCGAGUCCGAGCUUCUUGAGAGGUCCAGCGUGAAUCUGUCGUCGCUCGCGCAGCGGAUCCAGGGAGAGAAGGGUGUGCGAAUGAUGGACCGCCGCUGGCAUUGGAGACUCCACUACAACUGCUUCAUUGGCUUCGAGUUGACGACGUGGCUGCUGCAGAACUUCCGGGACAUCGACACGCGUGAUGAGGCGGUUGAAUUCGGUAACGAGUUGAUGAAGCAUGGCUUGUUCCAGCACGUUGAGAAAAGACACAAUUUCCGUGACGGCAACUACUUCUAUCAGAUCUGCCCUGAGUAUCGUACCACGCGUCCGGAGUCUCGAGGCAGCUGGUUCCCACAGCUGCGAGCGGACAAGUCAAUGCCCUCGACUCCUGCAAAUGUGAAGGAUUCCCCGUCGAGUUUACACACCCGCUCCGACAGCACCGACGACCGUGUCCCGCCGACGCCAACUACCCCGUCCAAGGGAAAGAACAAGGUUGCCAUCAUGCUGUCGAAGUCGCUCAAGUACGACGUGGAUAACCGCAAGCGGUCGAACCGACCUGAAGUCAUCGACCUCCACUACGACCGGCUUCACAAUCCCGAUAAUUGUUUCCACAUCGAACUCAGCUGGAUGAAUACAACACCCAAACUGAUCGAAGACGCCGUCCUCUCCUGGGCCUCAACGGCAGACAAGUUCGGCCUCAAGCUAGUCCAGGUCCCAAUUGCCGAGGCCUCCGCAAUCGACAGAACCCAACCAUUCCGCAAACCCUUCAGAAUCAAACUAAAAGUCCCACCACCGAAAGGACCAAUCCACACAGUCUUCAACAACGCCUCCUUCGCACAACCCGGUCCCCCAGACAAACUCUACUACCAAAAGAGCCUGCUCCGCAAAUUCGACUUCGUGCUCGACUUUGAAGCAGCCGCCGCCUUCCCAGUCGACGUCGAAGUCUCCUUCUCCUGGGGCAAACCAGACUACCAAUACCCCCAAUUUAUCCACCGAACAGGAAGCAUCCUAGCCCAGAUCACCGACGAAGGUGACUUCCUCCUGCUCGCCAACCGACUUGUCAGCACGCGUAGUGCCGCAAGCCGCGACGCAGGUCGCCACGAUCCCAACAGAGAGUACCGUGGGCGCACUACGACGCAUGAUGCACUGGACCGUGUCUCGCCACGCCUGUCUCCGCUCACUCGACCAAUCCACGAAAUCGGCAGUCCGCUACCCCCGGGCCCAACAAGUAUCGACUCCGCAAACCUCUACCGCGCCCCGGAGCACAUCCUCACCGGCCUAGCCGAUUUCUGCAACGACGCCGCACAGCUGGAACAAUUCUACAGCGAGAACCACGCCCGCCCAGUCUCGAACAAGGUGGAACCCGCCACGCAUCUGGACGUGUCUAUCCCAUCUCUCGAGCUGCCUGCCAGCGUGGUGAGCCACCAUAUCUCGCCGCCGCCUGGCUUGCCGUCUAGGAUUACGCGGGAUUCGAGGGAAGUGAGGGAUGGAUUGAAGUCGCCUGAGAUUGUGAGGGCGAGGGCAAGGGGUGACAGUCUUAUUGGGAGUCCGAGGAGUCCUAGGAGUGGGGGGUUGCGUCCUCUUAUUUGA
Molecule: messenger RNA, 5496 nt
Organism: Penicillium cinerascens
Lineage: Eukaryota; Fungi; Ascomycota; Eurotiomycetes; Eurotiales; Aspergillaceae
Gene: iml1
Product: GTPase-activating protein IML1
Exons: 1
Coding region: 1-5496 (1831 amino acids)
Biological process (GO): positive regulation of autophagy; negative regulation of TORC1 signaling; intracellular signal transduction
Cellular component (GO): GATOR1 complex
Molecular function (GO): GTPase activator activity
Source: RefSeq, a predicted model, not a curated record